AACUAAACAAUUGCACAAAAAGAGAAAAUCAAGGUGAACACACACAAAACAAUUUUCACACAAGACACAUAGUAUAAUCAAUCAUUAAUUUAAUUAACAAAACAAAAGAAAAGAAAAGAAAAUAAUCACAAAGUGGUGAUGAUGUAUGGUGUGUUAUGAUCUGUGAUAAUAUAUUAGCUUCAUUCAAUACAAGAGAUAGAAAGUUAAGAGUUUUUAGAGAGAGAAACAAAAUGGGUUGUUGUCAAUCUUCUUUGUUUAGAAGAAGAGUAAGAGAGAAUCAUCAUCAUCCUGAAAAACAACAACAGCAACAACCCUACCAUCACCAGCUUCAGCACCGUAACAACAACAACAACAACAACAAUCUGAAUCAAAUUGAUGGUGAAAAAGAAUCAGCAACGGUGGAUCCUUCAUCUUUUACUUUCUCUGAGUUUUCAUUAUCAGACUUGAAAGCAGCAACUAAUAAUUUCAGCUCAGAGUAUAUUGUUUCUGAGAGUGGUGAAAAAGCACCUAACUUGGUUUAUAAAGGUAGGUUACAGAAUCAGAAACGUUGGAUUGCUGUUAAGAAGUUCAGUAAAGCUGCUUGGCCGGAUCCAAAACAAUUUGUUGAAGAAGCUUCUGGUGUUGGAAAAUUGCGUCAUCCUAGGCUUGCUAAUUUGAUUGGUUAUUGUUGUGACGGUGAUGAAAGAUUACUUGUUGCUGAGUUUAUGCCUAAUGAUACCUUAGCCAAACACCUCUUUCACUGGGAAAAUCAGACUAUUGAGUGGGCCAUGAGGUUAAGAGUUGCUCUUUAUAUUGCACAAGCUUUGCAUUAUUGUACUUCUGAGGGACGGCCCUUAUACCAUGAUUUGAAUGCUUAUCGCGUUCUAUUUGAUGAGGAAGGUGAUCCACGUCUGUCUUGUUUUGGUUUAAUGAAGAACAGCAGGGAUGGAAAAAGUUACAGCACAAACCUUGCUUACACACCUCCUGAAUAUUUAAGAAAUGGAAGAGUCACUCCUGAAAGUGUCAUUUACAGCUUUGGAACAGUUCUUCUCGACCUACUCAGUGGCAAGCACAUCCCUCCUAGUCAUGCACUUGAUAUGAUACAGGGAAAAAACAACAUGCUCUUGAUGGAUUCUCAUUUGGAAGGAAAGUUUUCUACAGAAGAGGCAACAGUAGUUGUCAAUCUUGCCUCUAAAUGUUUGCAAUAUGAACCGCGAGAACGGCCUAAUACAAAGGAUUUGGUCACAACGCUUGCUCCAUUGCACACAAAACCCGAUGUUCGUUCUCACAUCAUGCUUGGAAUUCCAAAGCAAGAAGAAGCUCCAUCAACCCCACAACGUCCUCUUUCAGCAAUGGGCGAGGCUUGCUCAAGAAUGGACCUCACUGCAAUACAUCAGAUCUUGGUUGCAACCCACUACAGAGAUGAUGAAGGGACUAAUGAGGUAACUGAUGGUGCGGUUGUUUUAAUUUUACUACUUUUAGUUGGAUGCUAUGCUAUAAGAUUUGAAUUUGGAUUGGUUCAGUUGUCGUUCCAAGAGUGGACUCAACAGAUGAGAGAUAUGCUGGAGGCAAGGAAGCGCGGAGACUAUGCAUUCCGUGACAAGGAUUUUAAGACAGCCAUUGAUAACUAUUCUCAGUUCAUUGAUGUGGGAACGAUGGUCUCUCCCACAGUUUUUGCAAGGCGCAGUCUAUGCUACCUGUUAUGUGAUCAACCAGAUCCUGCUCUACGAGAUGCAAUGCAAGCACAAUGCGUAUAUCCAGACUGGCCCACAGCUUUCUACAUGCAGUCUGUUGCUCUUGCAAAGCUGGACAUGCACAAGGAUGCAGCUGACAUGUUAAAUGAGGCGGCUGCAUUAGAAGAGAAGAAGCAAAGAGGAGCAAGAGGAUCAUAGUUUGUAUACAGCGUGUGGCUAAUUUGAGGGUGCCAAGUUCUGUAUAAAGGUUGAGCUGGGAAGUAAAAUCUAACGUUUGAAUCCUGAAUUAAAAAUGUGUCAGAGAAAUACAAUACUGGUGGAGUAGAUAGCAUAUGCACUUUGUUUCACCAACUUAUAGGAAUCAGUCAUAACCUGAAAAAAACUGUGCUUAUGCACUCCAAAUUGUGAAGGUGAUUUUUCCAUUGUUGAUGAAAUUUAUUGUUUGAUUGAGGUUAUUCUAACUCUAAACUAGUCAAGGCGAUUGUGUUCAUAA
Messenger RNA from Trifolium pratense (red clover), 2166 nucleotides. Its product is annotated as serine/threonine-protein kinase BSK1. Gene Ontology annotation, biological process: protein phosphorylation; brassinosteroid mediated signaling pathway. The record is from RefSeq and is a predicted model, not a curated record. The transcript is spliced from 7 exons. NCBI's taxonomy places the organism in Eukaryota, Viridiplantae, Streptophyta, Magnoliopsida, Fabales, Fabaceae. Gene Ontology annotation, molecular function: protein binding; ATP binding; protein kinase activity. Bases 156 to 1871 code for a protein of 571 amino acids.